AUGAGGCAGACUUGUUUGAGCGGUCCAGCUAUUCUACUACCUUCUCUUUGGACCGUUGGAGUGAUCACAGAACAUAAAUUACAUAGAGAGAGAGAGAGAGAGAGAGAGAAUACGACCGCGAAGGAAAUGCAAACGCCGAUGAUAAUCUCUGGAGGAGAAGAUAACGAGGACGAGUAUACUCCUGACGAAAUCAUGCAGCUCGUUGAGUCUUCUUCACCGACGACGAACGUCUACGACGGAACUAACUUUUCCGGCGAGGAGAGUUUCAGAGUGAGGUUUACCGACGAUCCGUACGCGGUUCCGGUGGUUGUUCAGUCAUCUACGGGUUACAUCACGAUCAACGUCAACGAGGAGAGCUGUGGUCCUUCGUUUUCAGACAGCAACGCUUCCGCCAUGGCGAGCGUCGACGCAAGCGGUCUGUUCGGUUGCUGCCUCGGUUCGAACGGCGCGUGGAGUACAGACGAGGUGAGAGUGAGAGUGAGAGUGAGAGUGAGAGUGAGAGUGAGAGUGAGAGUGGGACGACGAAUUGCUGGCGAGGUUUCUUGGCGAAGACAGUGUUUGACCAAUGUGUCGUCUUGCGGAGAAAACUUUUAAGUG
This is a messenger RNA of Brassica oleracea var. oleracea, 597 nucleotides long. RefSeq lists its product as uncharacterized. Bases 1 to 594 code for a protein of 197 amino acids. The transcript has 2 exons. The record is from RefSeq and is a predicted model, not a curated record. NCBI's taxonomy places the organism in Eukaryota, Viridiplantae, Streptophyta, Magnoliopsida, Brassicales, Brassicaceae.